Messenger RNA from Spodoptera littoralis (African cotton leafworm), 948 nucleotides. NCBI's taxonomy places the organism in Eukaryota, Metazoa, Arthropoda, Insecta, Lepidoptera, Noctuidae. The record is from the annotation of a GenBank genome assembly.
AUGGGUAUAAUACAGAGAGUGAAGAAACCUACGACGAGGAAAGGUAAAAAAGUAUUGCAAUCUAAGGAGCCCAAGCCCAUUGAAGGGCCCAAACAAGCCCUGUUUCUUCAGGGUCGCAAACCUUCAGAGCGCACACGUAAAUUGUUAAAGGAUAUCUAUGAUUUGAAGAAGCCAGAUGCUGCAUACUUGAGCCGAAAGAAUGAUUUCGUACCGUUUGAAGAUGCGACGCUCAUUGAGAAAUUAUGCUACAAGAAAGAAGCAGCGUUAUUUGGAGUGGGCUCCCACUCUAAGAAGAGGCCCCACAAUAUAGUAUUAGGCCGUACUUUUGACUAUGGUAUAUUGGACAUGAUAGAGUUGGGCGCAGAUAAUUACAAGGCAAUGUCAGAGUUCCACAACAUGAAGGUUCUAGCUGGCAUAAAACCAUGUUUAAUAUUCAAUGGACCAGCAUGGGAUUUAAACCAAGAUUUGAAGAGAUUGAAAUCUUUGUUUACUGAUUUCUUUUGCAGAGAAAAGGUAGAAUCAAUAAGACUGCAAGGAUUGGAGCAUGUGAUCAGUUUCACAGCCACAGAUGAUGGUAACAUCUACUUCAGGUCAUACAGAAUACAGCUCAAAAAGAGUGGACAGAGGACACCUAGAAUUGAGCUGGAGGAGAUAGGACCCUCCAUAGACUUUAAACUGAGGAGAACAAGAUUAGGAGCAGAUGAUCUUUUCAAGGAAGCAUGCAAGGUACCAAGAGAGCUCAAACCGAUCACAAAGAAGAACAUUUCCAGGGAUGCUUUUGGUUCCAAGUUGGGUCGUGUGCAUAUGGGCAAGCAGGAGAUUCAAAAACUCCAGACCCGCAAGAUGAAGGGUUUGAAGAAGACUCCAGAAGAAAAGAAACAAAUGUUAAUGAAACGAAAGCAGGAACGGAAAGCUGCCAGACAAGCACAGAAUGUGUCCGCCGAAUAA